AUGUCGAGUUCGCUGCCCAUGUCGGGUACGGCACUUACCUCUGCCAAGGAGCGGCACUACUCGUACUUGGCAUCAAGAUUGGAUGCACUCUCUUCGACGAUGCAGCACACGCAGCACCACAUGUCCAUCGCGAGCGAACAGGCAGCUUACAUGAAGGACUUGGGUAUAGGCCAGGCAGCCAUUUUCAUGGCGGCUCUAGACCAGGUGGACCAUGAAAAUGAUCAGACAAGCAAAGACUAA
Messenger RNA from Malassezia restricta, 240 nucleotides. RefSeq names its product DASH complex subunit Hsk3 like protein. Gene Ontology annotation, cellular component: DASH complex. Gene Ontology annotation, biological process: attachment of spindle microtubules to kinetochore. The record is from RefSeq and is a predicted model, not a curated record. NCBI's taxonomy places the organism in Eukaryota, Fungi, Basidiomycota, Malasseziomycetes, Malasseziales, Malasseziaceae. The transcript has a single exon. The coding region runs from base 1 to 240 and encodes 79 amino acids.